AUUACUUCUCUCAUGCUUCUUCCCGCGAGAAUUUUUCUUCUAAACAUUUAAUUUGCCGACUAUUUUAUGAUGUGAUAUGAUGAGAUAUGUGCGGUCGAUUGUAUAUAUUCGUGGCUCAAUUUCUUGCUCGUAUUGCUUGCAGUUUUUUCAAGCGGCAUUAAUCGUAAAGGAGAUAGACGAAAUAUUACGAAUAAGUGUGUUCAUUAUCGGUCACGUCUUUUAUUUAUUCUUGGGUAAUUACGUUGGGCAAAUUUUAAUUGACCAUAGUGUUGGUAUUUUUGAGAAAACAUACCUCACGCGAUGGCAUGAUGCCCCUUUACGAGCGCAAAGGUUACUGCCGCUUAUAAUGCAAAGAAGCAUGAGAAGCUGCAAGAUGGUUGUGGGCGGCAUGUUCGUCCCGUCAUUGGAAGGCUUCGCAGCGCUUAUGAGUACGACUAUGUCAUACUUUACGGUACUCUGGUCUGUAAACAAGUAACGAUAUUAGUGCUACGAAACGAUCAUACCGUUUACGAUUCAUAGUUAUUAAAUCAGUAGAAAAGUUGAAAAAAAAGAUAAUCGUAAUAAUCACAAGAUGGCUAUCAAAACUUCUUUACCUAGAUUUUCAAUAUUUCACAAUAAACAUGACGAAGACAUAAAACAAUUUAAGAUAAAUAAACAAUAAUUUCACAUCAAGCGUUUCUUUUUCUCUCUUCGUAUCUAUUCAUAUACAGUAUAUUCAUGUUUUACUGAUAAAAUUACAAAAUUAACGAAAAGUUUGAUACUUUUAACAUCAAUGUUAUCAGAACUAUGUCUACCCAAUCGCCGAUAUAUUAAUAAUGAUUUUUAAAACAUUGCUUUCACGUGUACGAUAUAAACAAAAAAAAAUACAAGACUAUCUAUUCUUUUCAAAAAAUGAUGCGCGUGUCGUAUUUUAAAGAAAUAUAUCAGGACGUUUUCUUUUAGAGGAUAUUCACUCAAACGUACACUGUAUUUUUAAAAUACUGUCGAGAUACACAUGUUGCUGUACUAAAAGCGUUCAUUGUACUUCAACGCGAUGUGUAAGUAUCGACGACUCGACGAAGUAUGAGGAGGAGCGUACACGAUCGGACAUAAGAAAAUUGUCCUCUCAUAAAAGCAGACUUCUCGAUUACGCAACUUAGUAAAAUUUUCUCCACGUAGCAUUUUCACAUACAUAAUCGUAACGUAAUGUAAUAGAUAAUCGUUGUCUUUUUUAUAAUAUGUAGAUUUUGUAAAUUGGAACUGUAAAUUGAGAGUCAUCGCGCGUAUUCAGCAUUAAUCUUAUAUUAGUGUAAGAGGUGCAUUAUAGCGAAAAAUAAAAUAAAUACAAUAAAUGAGAAGCGCGGUCGGAGAGCGCGUAGGGCUACUUCUUCGUCUUUGAGGGCAGAAACAUUUUGACCGUCGCGAAGAGA
Molecule: messenger RNA, 1409 nt
Organism: Odontomachus brunneus
Lineage: Eukaryota; Metazoa; Arthropoda; Insecta; Hymenoptera; Formicidae
Product: odorant receptor 49a-like
Exons: 3
Coding region: 77-475 (132 amino acids)
Biological process (GO): sensory perception of smell; detection of chemical stimulus involved in sensory perception of smell
Cellular component (GO): plasma membrane
Molecular function (GO): odorant binding; olfactory receptor activity
Source: RefSeq, a predicted model, not a curated record